CCCAAUUCCAAUUCUGUGUGCCAUGCCAUGCCAUCGUACCUAAUAAAAAAGUCUCCUUACCAAAAAGACGUUGGUCCGUUCCCCGUAGCAAAUUGGAUAUAAGCUCGCCACGCGCAUUUGCUUUUUUACUUCCCAUUUCAUACAACACAUCGCAACAUUCUGAGUCACAUCUCGCUUCAUUCCCGCCAAGGCUGCCCGUCGCCUUUUUUUCUCCCUUUUACGUCAUUUAUUCUUUUCCUCUCGACGAGGUCAUCGUCAGACGCGGCCAUGACCAACGACGUCGAGACAAACUCUGCGCUCAAGCGCACAGAUACUACCAACCAAGCCAUCCGCGAUGCAGAAGAUCUCGCGAACUUUGGCCAUGACCAGAGUCUCUCGCGAAAAUUCAGCAUGUGGAGCAUGCUUGCCCUGGCCUUCUCUGUCCUGGGUACGUGGUCUACGUUCGCGCAGGGCAUAGACAGCGGCUUGACCAGCGGAGGCCCAAUCGCCAUUCUCUGGGGUCUCUGUCUCGUGUUUGUCUGCAAUGUCUGCGUUGCUGUGUCGCUGGGUGAGAUGUGUAGUAGUAUGCCUACUGCGCUCGGUCAGGCGUACUGGAUCUCGCGAUUGUGGCCGACAAAGGCUGGACGAUUCACCUCGUAUCUUUGUGCGUGGAUCAACAUGACUGGUUGGAUCACUUUGUCGGCGUCGCAGAUUGCCUUCAUGACCGAGUUUAUGCUCAAGAUGAAGGUUCUCUUCCAGCCGGACUGGGCUGGUGCGGAUAAGGGAUGGGUUCUAUUCCUCGUCUACGUCGGUGUCACUGCAGCUAUGACUCUAUUCAACGUCGUGGCUUGUCGAAAGGACAUCGUUCUUCCAUGGUUCAACAACUUUGUCGGUGUUUCCUUUGCCAGUCUUUUCUUCAUCAUCAGCUUGGCCAUGCUUAUCUCCGUCGGAACCAAGGAUAACCUCCAUUAUCAGCCUGCCAGCUUCGUCUUUGGACAAUGGAUCAACCAGACUGGCUGGCCCGAUGGUGUUACCUGGUUCAUCGGCCUUGUCCAAGCCGCCUACGGUCUUACGGCUUUCGACGCUGCUAUCCACUUGGUUGAAGAAAUUCCCUCCCCACGAAAGAACAUCCCCCGCGUUAUCUGGCUCUCGGUCGUCAUCGGCGCCAUCACCGGUUUUAUCUUCAUGGUCGUCUGUCUCUUCUGCAUCGUGGAUAUGGACAUUGUCACUGAUCCUACAACUGGUCUUGCUUUUAUGGAUCUUCUCAAGCAGACUGUCGGUCUUCAAGGCGGAACUGUCCUUCUGACACUGUUCAUCGUGAACGGUAUCGGACAGGGUAUUGGAAUCGUUACGACCGCUUCGCGUUUGACUUGGGGUUUUGCUCGAGAUGGUGGUCUUCCGUGGAGCGGCUACUUUGCACGAGUCGACGAUUUCUGGAAGGUUCCUGUUCGUGCACUCUGGCUUCAGGGCGGUGUCAUGGCUCUCAUCGGAGUUCUCUACACUUUCGCCUCAACAGUCUUGGAAGCUAUUCUAAGCGUCAGCACGAUCGCACUCACAGUAUCGUACGGCAUGCCCAUUUUGACACUCCUCCUCGUCGGCCGAGAUAAGCUCCCACCGGGCGAAUUCUCCCUCGGACGAUUUGGUUCAGUCAUCAACUGGGUCGGCGUCGUUUACUGUGCUGUCACCACCGUUUUCUUCUUCUUCCCGAGCGCACCGAACCCCGCGGUUGCAGACAUGAACUACGCCAUUGCUGUUUUCGGCAUCAUGCUUGUCAUCACGCUUGUGUUCUGGGUCGUCAAGGGACGUAUCACUUAUCUGGAGACCGAGGAGGCGCAGGGAAACAUCAUCUAUGCGCAGCGCGCGGAGCGGGCUAACUAUGUUGAUGUCGAUGUCCGAACCAAGACGGAUACGGAAGCUCGUCGAGCUUCUCAGACCGGAGGGCCCAGUGCUUCUUGAUUGGUUGGGAGGACUACCAUAGUGAGAUUUGGUGUGUAGAUGUAGCAGAUACGUGUAGUUGUAGUUGAAGUUUAGAAUCAAUGAAGAUGGCACUUGCGCAUGGGAAAACCCGUUCUAUUUAAUUGCACUGUAUCUUUGGCCUAUCUUACUACCAUAAUCGGUAUAGUCG
This is a messenger RNA of Fusarium redolens, 2104 nucleotides long. RefSeq names its product amino acid/polyamine transporter I. Gene Ontology annotation, biological process: transmembrane transport. The record is from RefSeq and is a predicted model, not a curated record. Lineage: Eukaryota; Fungi; Ascomycota; Sordariomycetes; Hypocreales; Nectriaceae. The transcript has a single exon. Gene Ontology annotation, molecular function: transmembrane transporter activity. Gene Ontology annotation, cellular component: membrane. Bases 268 to 1935 code for a protein of 555 amino acids.